UUUUCACCAGCGUUCACGUCCAGACCAGAUGCGUCACCCUAAACUUGAUCAGAUCCUUCAGGAAGCUUCCAGACGAGUUCGUAGAGGUAUAAAAGCUUGAUUGUUGGCAGCGACUGAACCUCAAGAACAAUCUCAUUUCUCAGAACACAACCGAAUCCCAAACCUAACAACUAAAUUCGCCCUAAAAUGUCUUCCGUCUACUACUACGAACCCUUUUACAACUUCGAUCGCUUAUUCGACGAGUUCUCCAGAACUGGGAGAACUGCUCCUUCUCAUGCUGUCGAAGGCGGACAGGCUGUCCAGAGACACAACUCUGGAACAAUCUCUCAAUCUCUUAAACCAAGGAUGGAUCUCCACGAAAACACCGAGAAAAACACCGUGACUGCCUCCUUCGAGCUUCCCGGACUGAAAAAGGAGGACGUCAAUAUUGACGUGCACGACGGACGACUGACGGUCUCUGGAGAGACCAAGAUUUCUGAAGAACAUACUCAAGAUGGAUAUGCCGUCCGUGAACGACGAUUUGGAAAGUUUUCGAGGACGUUGAAGCUUCCCCAGGGUGUACAUGAGGAAGAGAUAAAGGCUUCCCUCGAGGACGGCAUUCUUACUGUCUCCUUCCCGAAGACUGGAAAGGAGGCGGCACGCAAGAAGAUAACCAUCUCAUAACUGUUAAAUCAUUGGACAUUUCUGGUCGAUUCCAAUUAUCACAACUCAUGUAGCAUAUAGAACGGAUGAAUCGAAUGUAUGAUAGGCUGCAG
Molecule: messenger RNA, 755 nt
Organism: Marasmius oreades (fairy-ring Marasmius)
Lineage: Eukaryota; Fungi; Basidiomycota; Agaricomycetes; Agaricales; Marasmiaceae
Exons: 3
Coding region: 187-663 (158 amino acids)
Biological process (GO): protein folding; response to hydrogen peroxide; response to heat
Source: RefSeq, a predicted model, not a curated record